Messenger RNA from Pleuronectes platessa (European plaice), 1990 nucleotides. RefSeq names its product hydroxysteroid (17-beta) dehydrogenase 2 (gene hsd17b2). The record is from RefSeq and is a predicted model, not a curated record. NCBI's taxonomy places the organism in Eukaryota, Metazoa, Chordata, Actinopteri, Pleuronectiformes, Pleuronectidae.
AUGAGGAACGUCUGCCAUAACAACAAUCGAAUGUUGGAGGGACUUGUGUCCAACAUGUUUGUGCGACUCGGGCUUCGGCCACGUCUCAGUCUCAUGGGAGUGAAGGUGUUUGCAGGCAUGUUGGACGUGGACGGACCUGGAGCUCAGCGGCUCAGAGAGACGUCUGAGAACCUGCACGUCCUCCAGCUGGACGUGAGGGACAGACACCAAGUAGAGACGGUGCACAGGGACAUCUGCUCUCAGGUGGGACACACAGGUCUGUGGGGUUUGGUGAAUAAUGCAGGAGUCCUCCAGUGUCCCAUGGACGCGGAGCUUCAGCCGCUGUCAGCAUGCAGACGCUGCUUGGACGUCAACUUCCUGUCAGCUGUCAACAUGUGUCAGGUCUUCCUCCCUCUGCUGAGACGAGCCGGAGGACGCAUCGUCAACAUGUCCAGCAUGGCAGACAUCUUUGGAACCAGUGAGGACGUCAGUCGCUACAGAGACGAGAUCCUGGAGGCGGCGUCUCCUGAAGCCAGAGAGGAUUAUGGGGACGCGUACAUCUCGUCCCUCCCCAGCGGUUUGUCCAGACUGUCCCAGCGGUCAGCGGAGGAUCUGUCCCCUGUGGUGGACGACAUGUGUCAUGCUCUGCUGUCCGUCCACCCCAAACCUCUGUACACCCCCGGACAGAUGGGAUGGUUGCUGCCGUUCGUCCACCGCCACUUUGACGUCUUUAUCAAGACUUUAACUAAAUACAGCGACUGUGAACCAGCGGGACUGAGGACGAGCUGAGACACCGUCCACACUCAAGUCCGUCCAGGUCUAACCCUCCCAGUUCUUAACAAUACUUUAAAAUAUAUCAUUUAUGAUAUUUAUUGUCAAUAAUAUAAAUGUUAUUCUUAAUGAUUUAUUGUAUUAGUCCGGAUGUGGAACAGUUAGAUUUGUAUUGACUCAACAGUUUGUUGUUAAAUAACUAUCUCUGAGCAGACUCUUAUUGUGAAAGACAGAACAAAAGUCUUAAAAUUCAAUCAAAUGAAUCUUGUUUUCUUUUUCUCUUGUUUUUCUCUUACUGUAAAUUAAUCAGUUGAAAUAAAGUUUUAAAAACGAGAGUUUAAUGAGUGAAAACAUUUGAACUCUUCCAGCUUCUCAAAGAUAAUCCACAAAAAAAAAUGGACAGGAUGUAUAACAUCCACUCGGCUGUAAAACACAACUAUGUCAAAAGACAUUUACAUGAAAUCACGUUUUGUAAGUUCAGUCCUGAGGUUUCAGAAAAAUUCUCUUUGUGUUCGUUUCCACGAGGUUUUGAUUGACGUCCUCGUCCGUCACUCGCUCACGCUUCUUCACGAACUUCCUCUUCAUGCUGCCGACCAGACUCUCGUACCUGAACGGUCCGGACGGGAAGGAAGUAGAAAAUGUACAUGACAGUACUUGAGUAAAUAUUGUUACCUCAGAGCCAUUUCUUCAUCUGUGACGUCUGCUGGCAUCCUGCUCGUCACCUCCUCUUCCUCAGCUGGGCCUUCGUCGCUCGGGUUCAUCAACGUCAUCAGCUUCUGUGUCCGACAACCACAAACGUCACUCGGCCAUCCUCACACUUUUAUUUAGAAAAUAUCAACUUUACAAAUCAUCAUCCAUCAAUCGAACAUUUAGCGUUUGAGUUAUUAUUGCAGAUAAGUUUCAAAAAGAGGAAGAAGAGUCGUAGAAACUUGUUCCCGAUGUUUGAGUCUCCGACGCUAACGCCACACGAGAAGGAGAAGAGACAAACCUCCACGUCCGGGUUGAACCCUCUGAAGGACAUGCGGCCGAACUUCAGAUCUUCACACGGAACAAAACUCUUCUCCUCGAUGAUCAGAUUCCUGGGGGGGGCAGAACGUGACGUCAUGUUGCUGCCUCACAUCUCCCUUAAACAGGAAGUGACACCAGACUGUUUCCUGCUCCACUCCAUCACACACAUUACCAUGACAACAGCAGUGGAGAGUAACUUAGUAUUUUUACUCAAAUACCUGAGUACGUUUAG